Messenger RNA from Penaeus vannamei (Pacific white shrimp), 3000 nucleotides. RefSeq names its product Poly(A) specific ribonuclease subunit PAN3 (gene PAN3). Gene Ontology annotation, molecular function: poly(A) binding; protein kinase activity; ATP binding. Gene Ontology annotation, biological process: nuclear-transcribed mRNA poly(A) tail shortening; mRNA processing; protein phosphorylation. Gene Ontology annotation, cellular component: P-body; PAN complex. Lineage: Eukaryota; Metazoa; Arthropoda; Malacostraca; Decapoda; Penaeidae. The record is from RefSeq and is a predicted model, not a curated record.
UUCCUCCGCCGCUUCUCCGCAGCCUCGUAUGUUUACACUUUCCUCAAAAAACGUUAAUUAAUAGAUGUCUUUUCCUCGGGAUGCUUUUAAUCUUUAUCUUGAGGUGAUAAGCGAGUGAUAUGAGAGAGCGAAGAAGAGAAGAGAAGAAGAGAAGAAGAGAAGAGAGCCAAGAGAACAAGGAGGCGCAGGAAGGAGAGAGGCUUAGAGAGCAGUCAGUAUGGACCCUCUCUUCCUCAAUCUGAGCCUGCCACAGCAGGCCGUUGCUGCCACUUCCACACCUCCAGUUGCAAAUCAGGUUAAUGGCCUUCCACAGGAGUCAAAACUCGCCACAUAUAUUAGUAAUCGACACCAGCUGCCAGCCACAUCACAACCACAGCAGCAGCAACAGGAGCAUUCCCUUACCAAGAGCAUUGCUGCUCUUAGCCUGGAUGGGGUUGGAACGAGGAAAAUCAGUGUGCCAUCAGUGAGUAGUAUAGCAGAGUUUGUGCCUGGGUCAGGUGGAAGUGCUGGCCUGGCCCACUCUGCCUCCACGCCCUCCUUCCAUUCGUUCACUGGCCUCGGCUCCCCCUCCACACCAUCCUCGCUGAGCUUCACCCCUAUGACCGGCACUUCCCCAGCCGCCACAGUGGCAUCUCCCCAAAGGCCUGUUUCUCCCCAAGGGUCUCCUAACAGGGGACGGCACUCCCCUCUUGUGGGGGGUGGAGACGACACAAGCAAUGCUUCCAGUUUGUCCACCUACCAAGAGAAUGUAGGGGGCACCACCUACUUCUUCACUGCCCAGGACCAGCAGUCAUUCACAGCUGGGGCAGCACCUUCACCUGCCCCAUUUACAGCUGGUCCACCUCCCCUGGUGUUCCCACCUUAUCACAUUUUACCGCCCACACCUGCCCAUAUCCACCACUUGCGUGCACCCAGCAACACACCGCAUUUCUUUAUGGGGGACGAGUUGCGGCAUGACCUGUUGGAGAGACAUGCUCUGGCUCUGGCUCAUGUUGACCCAGAGAAUUUUCCUGAUUUACCACAAGAGGUUGACAUGUACCAUGAGUUGGUACCCCUUGAACCUCAGCCUGCGAUAAACAAAUCAUCUAUGUUUGGAUAUGCUACCUCCGUUUACAAGGCGACCAAUAUCAAGACAGGGCUUCAUUACUGCCUUUAUCGUAUUCAUGGCUAUCGGCUGAGUAACGUGAAGGUCACCCAGCUGGUGGAUCUGUGGAAAAAAAUUCAACAUUCCAGUGUAACUCAGUUGCGAGAAGUGUUCACCACGAAGGCCUUUAAUGAUAACUCAAUUGUGUUUGUCUAUGACUAUCAUGCCGGAGCAGAGACCUUGGCUGCACGUCACUUCUCCUCACCAGCAGCACUGAGUGCCAGUGGGUGGGAGGGGCUGGUCAACUCACAUGGGGCGACAAGCGGGAACAGUCCUCAUGACCCAUCGUCCAGGAGCUUACACAAGAGCCAUCGCCACAAUUCCGGGAACAGUCUGUUGCCAGAGGCGACCCUCUGGAACUACAUUAUCCAACUCACUGGGGCAUUGAGGACCAUCCACACUCAGGGUCUCGCUUGUCGCACACUAGACCCAUCCAAAAUUCUCCUUACAGACAACAAGUCAAGAAUCAGGGUGAACUGCUGCGGGAUUCUUGACGUGUUAAACUUUGAUCCGAAUGCUGCCAACCCCCUGGCCAACAUGCCUCAGUAUCAGCAAGAGGAUUUAGUGAACCUUGGGAAGCUAAUGGUGGCACUGGCAUGCAAUUCCGUUCUGGCUCUGCAGCGAGACAACAUCCAGGCAGCUCUGGAACUCAUCAACAGAUCAUACUCACGGGAUUUGGCUAUGUUGGUAGUUUGUUUGCUCACCUCUCAGCGCAUCAAAAGCAUUAAUGAUGUUAUGCCAAUGAUUGGUGCAAGGUUCUACACUGCUUUAGAGAGUGCCACGCAGAGAGCUGAUGUUUAUGAGAGUGAGCUGUCCAAAGAAAUACACAAUGGUAGACUUUUCCGUCUCUUGACAAAGUUGAAUACCAUUGUUGAUCGACCAGAACUCAAUAUGGACACAGCCUGGUGUGAGACAGGAGAUAGAUAUAUGCUGAAACUCUUCCGUGAUUAUGUAUUCCAUCAGGUAACUGAUGAUGGAAGACCGUGGUUGGACUUGGGACAUGUGGUGACUGUUCUGAAUAAAUUAGAUGCAGGAUCUCCUGAUAAGAUUUGUUUGAUGUCUCAUGAUGAGCAAAACAUCCUGGUGACCUCCUAUGCAGAACUAAAAAGGUGCUUCGAACGCUCCUUUGCUGAGCUGCUGCAGGCAGCAUCUUCACAUAAGGCAACAUAACCCUAUACAAAGGGGUGGUUGACUUCUUGACCCUCCACACAGGUUUGGCAGAUGCAUUUGCUCUGAUCAGUGCAAGGAAGAAUAGAUGUGUUGGGCAGGACUUGUUCUUUGGCUUUUGUUGAUGAAGAGCAGGCUGUAUUUUUUUCAGUGCCAUUAUUGUUGAGCUUGCUGGUAUUGGUUCAAAAAGAUAUGAUUGCCAUGUUCUUUCAGAUCAAACAUAAGCUUUUUUGCACUCUCUCUGAAUAAUGUACUGACUGGUUAUUUACUGGUACUUACUGUGUAUAUGAAUAUUUUUGUGGACUCUCUUGUACAAUUCUUAAGAUUUUAUUUUUAAAAAAAUGUAUGGAAAUGCAUUUGAACAUAAUUUGUGAUAAUAUUACUAAAGGUGAUGAGCAUUUGAAGAAAGGAAAAACAAACAACAAACAAACAAACAACAACAAAAAAACACUAGAAUUCUCCGACAGACUCCUGGUAUGGGCUCUCAGCCUUCGGAUGUUUUCGUAUGUAAGUGUUUUGAAAAAGUUGUGGAAAGGAAAAUGUAGUUGUUGGAAUGUGUACCAUCCAUGCACCUGUACAAAGCUCUCCAAGAUGCAACCGCAAGUGUUCUAUAAGUGAAAUGUUCUACGUCCUUUGUACAUUGUUGACACGACAUAUCAGCUGUGAAAAUAUAUUCUUAGAACUGCCAA